Molecule: messenger RNA, 1304 nt
Organism: Arabidopsis thaliana (thale cress)
Lineage: Eukaryota; Viridiplantae; Streptophyta; Magnoliopsida; Brassicales; Brassicaceae
Gene: OFP16
Product: ovate family protein 16
Exons: 1
Coding region: 154-888 (244 amino acids)
Biological process (GO): negative regulation of DNA-templated transcription
Cellular component (GO): nucleus
Source: RefSeq, marked reviewed
AACAUUAGUAUAUAGAAAUUUGUAAAUUACAUAAGUACCCUUUUAUAAACGUAAUGAGACAUUUGUGUAUAUAUAUGUUACAAAAUAAGCCAACAUAUCCAUUUGCUCGAGACAUUUAUUCUCUUAAUUCUUCUCUCUCUCUCUCUCUUAAAAAUGCCAAAAAUCUUGUGGAAAAGCCUCCAUCUUUGCUUCCCGUCAAAUCUCACCAAAUGCUAUUCUUCGCCGUGUAUUCCUCCGUCCUCCGCCGAUCCCGACGGUAUCAUCCAACCUAACCGUCCCUCCAUCGUUCUUCUCAAUAACUUCAACCUCCUUUACCACAAUGACAACCACCACCACCCCCAUCGUGUCAUUGACUUACCUUCUUCCUCCACCACAACCACUCCGGCCGCCACCUCCUCCUCAUCCACGUCAUCAUAUGAAUCUGAUAUCUCUCCUGAUGUAUCCGCCGCUUUUGCUUCCCGUCGCUUCUUCUUCUCUUCCCCUGGUCGGUCCAAUGCAAUCACCGACUCACCAGAACCCCGGUCAAGAGAAUUCUCUGAUAAUUACGAUGAUGCCACUAUCACGUCGACAAAGAAGAAGAAAAAGAAGGUUUAUGAUAAUUCCGUGACUACUACUACUACGAGGCUUAUAAGCGGAGGAACCGCCGUAACUCAACACGUGGACUCACCGGAUCCGUUAACUGACUUCCGGCGAUCCAUGCAAGAGAUGAUUGACGCCGCCAUCGACGCCGGAGAACUUAGUCGUGAUCCGAACGACGGUUACGAUUUCUUGGAUGAACUGCUACUCACUUAUCUCUCUUUAAAUCCAGCCGACACACACAAGUUCGUCAUCAGGGCUUUCUCCGACAUAUUGGUCUCACUCUUGUCGGAAGAACGCCGGAUAUGCUGACGUGGUGAUGGCCGCCGGGAUAAAAAAAAAACUCCCGUGCAAUGAAUGCAACACGUGACUAUUAGUUCAGUGAACCUAACUUUCUUUUUUCCAAUGUACGUCUUCAUGGAAGAGUAACUAAGCAAACCAGAAAAAAUUAUUACUGACAAUUUCAUAUUUUGUAUGUUUUAUUAAAAUAAUUGAAUGAUGCAAAGGAUAGAAGAAUUUUGAGAUAAUUCAUAUAUUUGGUUGGAUAAUAUAAAGUUAGAUAUUUUAUUGACGAAAAGAACUUCUUUUAAAUGGUUUAUAGUUUUAAAAAACAAAAUUCGUUAAUAUAAACCGCACAAUAUAGCAAACCGGGAUAUCAAAACUGGUCCACUCCAUGAUUGAGUGAAACAGACAUAAAAACAUGUUUUUGUGUUGAACAUCACUAUUGG